AUGGUGCAGGAGUCACAGUGGGAGGUUUCAGCCAAGGAAAAGGGGGAAAUACAUAUAAAGGAACCUACAGAAAAGGAAGUAAAUCCACGCUUGUUACCAGGUGAACUGCUGCUUUGUGAAGCAAACACGGUGUACAAGUACAUACAAGAAGAUGGGUCAAAUCGUGGCACCUAUGGGAAGCUCAUAUGCACAAACUUCAAGAUUUCUUUCCUUGAUGAAGAUUCUGCUUCAGAUGACAAUGAGCCACAGUUCAAAAAUAAAAUCAUAGGAGAAAAUGACAUCACCCUGCAAUGUGUAGACCAAAUAUAUGGAGUUUAUGAUGAGAAAAAGAAACUCCUAACUGGACAACUGAGAAAAUACCCAGAGAAAUUAAUUAUCUACUGUAAAGACCUGAGAGUAUUUCAUUUCUGCCUUAGAUAUACAAAAGAAGAGGAAGUAAAAAGGAUUGUCAGUGGGAUAGUUCAUCAUAGCCAGACGCCUAAGCUGCUUAAACGCUUGUUUCUGUUCUCUUAUGCAUCAGCUGCCCCAAACAACACAGGUGGCAGAAACCAAACUGUGAUGUUUGAUACUCUCGAGGACUGGCGUGAUGAGCUGGAACGGACCAAAGGGAAUGUGAAAUAUAAAGCAGUGGUCACCAAUGAAGGCUACAGAGUUUCUGAAAAGUUGCCUUUGUAUUUUGUUGUUCCCAUAUGUGUCUCUGAAGAGAGUAUUUUGAAGUUCCAAGGCAGAGGCAUUCCUAUUUGGUGUUGGUCUUGCCAUAAUGGGGCUGCUCUUCUCAAAAUGUCUGCAUUUCCCAAAGAACAGGAUGACAACACUUCACAAAUGCAAAAAGCCUUCUUGGAUGGAAUCUAUAGGACAAUUAGCAAUCCUCCCUAUGAGCUCCUGAAAACAGAGGACCUGUCCAGCAGCCUUCCAUCUCUGCAAGAUAUUCAGACUGCCUACACAAGAUUUAAACAGCUCUUUUUGAUAGAUAACAGUACAGACUUUUGGGCGACUGAUGUGAAAUGGUUUUCACUGUUGGAGAGCACGAACUGGCUGGAGAUCAUCAGGCGAUUCUUGAAAAAAGCAAUUGAAGUUGCUGAAUGUCUGGAAAGACAGAAUUCAAAUGUUCUCCUUAUAGAAGAGAGUGCUACUGAUCUGUGCUGUGUUAUCUCCAGUCUGGUUCAAGUAAUGAUGGAUUCCUACAGCAGAACAAAGUCCGGAUUUCAGAGCCUUAUUCAGAAGGAGUGGGUAACUGGAGGACAUAGCUUCUUGGAUCGUUGCAACCACUUGCAUAAAAAUGACAAAGAGGAGGCUCCUCUUUUUCUGCUCCUGUUAGAUUGUGUCUGGCAGUUGGUGCAACAGUAUCCUCCAGCAUUUGAGUUCACGGAAACUUACUUAACAGUCCUGUCAGACAGCCUUUAUGUACCCAUUUUUAGCACUUUCUUCUUCAACUCACAGCAUCAGAAAGACACUAAUACGACUGGUGAAAGCCUCAAGACACAAAGUGGUCCUUUCAAAUUUCUUACUGUGUGGGAUUGGUCUGUGCAGUUUGAGCCCAAGGCCCAGGCUUUGCUGAGCAACCCUCUUUAUGCAGAGAAGUUAAAACCCGAUAAAAGUCAACGGAAAACUACUCGAUUCAAACAUCAGCGGCAGCUUUCUUUGCCAUUGACACAAACGAAGUCUUCUCCGAAGAGAGGAUUUUUCAGGGAGGAAACGGAUCAUUUAAUUAAAAACAUUCUGGGUAAAAGAAUUGGCAAGUUCAUCAUAAAUUCCUCAGAUGAACCUCACAAUAGCUUCAAGGARUUUUAUGAUAGCUGGCACAGUAAACCUGUUGACUAUCAUGGUCUUCUGUUACCUUCCAUCGAUGGGCCAGAAAUCAAAGUCUGGGCUCAACGGUAUUUACGAUGGAUUCCUGAAGCCCAGCUGCCUGGUGGUGGUACAAUAGCCACAGCUGCYAAGAUUUUGGACUUGAUGGAAGAAGUACAGAGCUUGCAAGUGAAAAUGGAUGAAGAACACAGCCAAGCUAUUUCUCGAGAUGUGCAGGCCGUCCCCAUGCUGAGAAAUUCUGCUCGUUUGUCAUCCUUGUUUCCCUUUGCUUUACUUCAGAGACAGUCUAUUAAGCCAGCUUUGCCCACUAGCACUUGGAAAGAUUUGGAAGAUGAAGAUGACUUGGUCAAGAGGGAUGAUGAAUUYGUUGACCUAAGUGGUGAUAUGUCAUAAAUUGUAUAUAAAUUAAAGUAUGAUUUAUGUGCCUAAAGUCUCUGUUUUAAAUGUCUUGCUAUAUUCUAACAUAAGGAGCUCAAGCAUCUGCAGCUUCAGUCAGUUUGUGGAGUUUAAAAAAAUAACACAAGAUUGGUUGGGGAAAAAAGUGACCAUGAUUAACUGAGCAUAUUUUAAACUUCUAUUUCACUCUUAAGUGUUGCAAAACUCACAUUUUUAGCCUAGGUCUAAUAAAAAACAAGUCUAUGAUAGAGCAGCCAUAUGGCCACUGUUUAAAAAAAGCUUUUCUGUGAAGGUGGCAUACUAAAGACAUGCAGCAGUAAUCAUGAGGAAUCUGUUGGAUGUCAAUAUUUUAUCACCCUUCUUCCSCUUGAGCAAGACAUACCAAGAUCGGUAUUUCACUGUCAGUCAGUUGUUAAUACAUCUGCUUUUUCUCUUUCCUCUUGUGAAAUAAACAGGGAAAGUGGUAACUAAAUAUAAAAAUUACUCACAAAUGCCUGGCUGAGAAAUCAACCUGUUGUCACCAUGGUUCUUUGGGCUACUCCACUGUGAACUGAAGGCAGGUGCUUGUCAGCCUUGUGUUCACCUCUGGCUUGUGRAGCUGCUUCUUGGGUAGUAUUUUAAUGGCAGCUGCCUCUCCUCAGCCUCCAGCAAUAAGGAUCAGAUGCAGGGCCUUAACUACAUGUUGAGCCUUACUGUGGGGCUCUUGUGCUCUGCUCUCCUGCUGCUUUGCUGUAUUAAGUCCCCAGUGCUCCCUGAUGAUUGUAGGAAGUGACCUGAGACUCUUUGUCAGUACUACUUUUUCCUCUUAAUACAGUGAGAGRUUUCAUUCCAGACUCAGUUUAUACCAGUUGCCUUUGAGUUUUUCUGCAGCUUGCACUGGGACCCUCCACCUAGCAGAACAGUUUGCAGUCGUGCAGGGAAGCUGGAUUUGCAGCUCUCGCUGCUGGCCAUGGAGCGGUGGUGCAGCUCCUGAAUGUGGCUUUCAGGAUCAUUGCAGCCUGUUGCUGGAUGUUACAGCAGUACCUCAGUGAAGAGAAAAAGCCAUAAAGAAAAUGCCUGUCAACUUUCUCAUCUACUGUGUCUGUUUAUGUAAAAAUAUUUUUGCUGCGAAUAGUUGCCCUUUGUAAAGUUGAGUUUUACUUGGUUAAAUCUAUUUUGAAUGUGUAAAUUCUACAGUAUCCCAAGAAUGGAUGCAAGUCAUAAAAUAGUUACUUUGAAAGUGUAGAAAUUGAAUGUUUUCUCUGUACUCUAAUACAAAUGUAAAGAUCCAAGCUUGAAGACUUAGGUGAUGGAGAAACCGUCCCCUAAAUUGGAUCAGCUCAAUGUUAUCAGGGAAAUUAAACUAGGUUACUGACCAGUCACUUCACACUGAAUUAUAGG
Molecule: messenger RNA, 3585 nt
Organism: Nothoprocta perdicaria
Lineage: Eukaryota; Metazoa; Chordata; Aves; Tinamiformes; Tinamidae
Gene: MTMR12
Product: myotubularin related protein 12
Exons: 16
Coding region: 1-2202 (733 amino acids)
Source: RefSeq, a predicted model, not a curated record